AAGCAUACCGUAUUAGGGCGUUUCCGUACUGCACUGUGCAUCUCGAGUCACUUAAUCUAUGCUUAACAUUGAUAUGUAUGUGCGACAGUGGUGAAUAUUUUGACACGGUUUUGAUCGAAAGUUUUUGAAGCUUACUGCGUUAGCCAUGGGUAAUGAGAGUAGUCUGCCUAUGGAGCUUUGCUCCAAUUUUGAUGCAGACGAAAUUCGGCGAUUGGGAAAAAGAUUCAGGAAACUUGAUCUUGAUAAUUCCGGAUCUCUAAGCAUCGAUGAAUUCAUGUCACUUCCAGAAUUACAACAGAAUCCACUUGUUCAACGUGUUAUAGACAUUUUUGAUGCAGAUGGAAAUGGAGAAGUGGAUUUUAAAGAAUUUAUUCAGGGUGUGUCACAGUUCAGCGUGAAAGGCGACAAAGAAUCAAAGUUGAGGUUUGCCUUCAGAAUUUAUGACAUGGAUAAUGAUGGAUACAUAUCUAAUGGAGAACUGUUCCAGGUUUUGAAAAUGAUGGUGGGUAAUAAUCUUAAAGACACACAACUUCAACAAAUCGUUGAUAAGACAAUCCUUUUUGCGGAUAAAGAUGAAGAUGGCAAAAUUAACUUUGAAGAGUUUUGUUCUGUUGUAGGCAACACAGACAUCCAUAAAAAGAUGGUUGUGGAUGUGUAAACUUGUGCCAUUGUAACCGUUGAUGCAUCUUACAUGAGACUUCGAGAGACAGGGGGAAAAGAUUUUUUGUCAUUUUGUCUCCAGCCUGCCUGCCAUUCAGUGUGUAUCAUGUACCACACAAACAUGUUUUCUUUUUUGUUGUUUUGUUUAACACUGUGCCGUGACAACUUCAUAGUUUCUACUGUUACCACUUCCACUUCUACGUAUCUGAUCUUGCUUAAAAAUAAAUUGAGUUCUAAUUUUAUGAUGUAAUAUGCAUGAUCCUUUAAAUUUGAUGUCCAUAAAUUGUUUUUUUUUUUUUUUUUUUUUAAUUUCCAAAUUCUUUCCAUAAACGUCCAUAUCUGAAGGCAAUGGCUGAAAUAUUUUAAAAGACUUUUCUAAGAGCAUAUAUACAUAUUGUUGAAUCUGUGCUACCUAAUUUUUAUUUUUAUUUUUUUGGUGUGUGCGUGUGUGUCUUUCUCUCCUUUGAAUAUUGUUAACUCAUAGCUUCACGUUCUUUAUAGGGGUGCAUUGCUGGUUUGUUUCCAUCAACCAGUGAAGAUUUUUCUUUGUGAGGGUGGGAAGAGGGAAGUAUUUUGGGUCCUUUUGAAAAGAAAAAAUUACGUAUUACCCAAGGGAGCAACGCUUGCCCUUUUGUGUACAGUACUUAUUUGUAGAUUACGAUGUAUGUUAUUGAAACGGAGACGUCAUGUCAUCGAGACCUGUGAUGGUUAGAGAUGGCUGGCUGUCUCUGUGUGUUUGGGAGUUGGUCUCAGUUUGCUUCAAGACCACCAUGUAUGGUGGAGUAGUGGACUUCGGGAGUCGAAAGCGGAUUCUGGUGGUUCAACAAUCUUUCAUUGAAAGCCAUAAACAAUGCUGAUUUUUUCGAAAAGUUGAGUCAGACUGUUUAUACGGAUAGGUCUGAAUGCACUGAUAAUCUCUGCAGUUAAAGAAUUCAAUUAAAAAAUUUUACUUAUUGGUGUUAGUGUACAAACUAAAAAUAUAACAUGUUAAUGUGUAUGCCUUUUUUCACUCUUCGAAACAAACUCGUGUUACAUUCAUCCUCUUGAACUCACGUUUUUUCUACCAAUGGCCAACCUGUAUAAAUUAAAAUGUUCAUGUGUAUCUCUUGUAUCCAUGUAUUAUUCAUGUAAAAUGCUAUUUAUCUGCGAAUGAAACUUUGAUAUUAAUGUCUUAGUAUUCAUUUGUCAGUUUAUCAAACCUCAUUUAAAAAGAUAAUACUAAAUUCUGAAUUGAAGAUGCAGUUUCAAAAGUAAUCUGUACAUUAUUAUGAAGUCAAAUUUUUGCCUUUUUAAAAUGAAAAAAUGGGGUCAGAAUCUAAAGCAUUUUGCACACAAUGCACAUGUAUCUUUUGAACAUGGGUACAGGACUUAUUCUUCCAUCCUAACCAAGUUUUUGCUUCAUCUUUAAAUAUACAUAUUUCUAUAUACAUAAGCAUAUAUUAUAUAUCCUUAUCCAUGGAUAUAACUUGUUGUUGUACUUGUGUAAAACUCGUGUGAAAUCGGGAAAGUUCAAAUAAUUCAUCUUAUAAAACUGAACUGAAUAACCAGCGACUCCAUUGCAUAUGAGUCAUGGGUAAAUAUUAUUCAUCCCAGGACUUGAAUGGACCUUACAUUUGUCUCUUCUGUGUUAAAUUAACUUUGCUAUGGACACUGCAUGCAGUGGUACUGUAUUCGAGAGUUGUUUCAAAAACACUCAGCUGCAAACAUUUGAGGCAAUCAAAUUUUUUAUUUUUGUUUUUACUUUUAUUUCAUCUUGUGUGUAUUAAUAAGCUCAGGUUCAGAGUUUUGAGGUUCGAAAAGGUUCGUAGAUCUUAGAUGCAAGUGGAAUGAUUUUUAAUUUUUUUCCUCGGCCAUUCUAUUUUGAUUGUGUUUUUGCUUCUCAAAUGGAGAGGAAUAGGUUUUUUUUUGCUAGUCAUGUUUGUUUUUGUUUUAGUUUUUGAAUAUCCAAAUGAGAUUUUUAUUUUUGUCACAUUCAGACUUCACCCAUUUAUGUGAUACCUGUGUGAUGAAACAAAAUGCCUGUGAUUUUUACCAACUUGCAAUUCACCUUUGCUCAGUUAUGUAAAAGAAUCUUGUACCUAUUUUGUGGUUUGUUAAUAGAGAAAUCUCAUAUUCCAAAAAAAAAAAAAAAACCAUUUUUUUUAUUAUGUAUAUACUUUUUUUGUCUUAAUGUAAAUGGUGUCACUGGUGAAAAAACAUUAAAAAUACUCCAUUUGCAUGUAUAUAUUUUGAAAUGUAGAAAUAAUGUAGUAAAACUAUGCGAUUUUUCUCUUGUCUGCCAUGUAUUUGUUUCUCAUGAACAAGCAAACUGGAAAGAGACCCAACCGAGUAAGAGAUGUUAAAGUUUAUUAGAUCUUCAAAUAUAUUAGUCUAUAUGUUGAAUAACUAUUUACUACUGUUUUUUGUUCAAAGAUUUAUUCUACAUUGACUGCUAUAGAGCGCCUGUUGGGAAGUACAGUAUUAAAGCUGUGGUGAAGGAUGGGUCUAAUUUCCAAGCUAAAAAACAUAUAUAUAUAUUCCAAAUUUCAGCUAUAUAUAUAUAUUUUUAAGUUUUGUAUUUCCAACUUGUACAAUUGUUCUAGACUAUUGUUUUGCUCUGUGUAUUGUGAACAUUUUUCAUCAGUUAAGAGAAUAAACAAAUGUCCCUUUUAAAUUGUAAUGUUGUUAUUGUACCUCAUACCUUGUUGUUGCUUAUGUUGAACCUCUGGAUUGUCGAGUUUGUAUUAAUAAUGGAG
This is a messenger RNA of Gryllus bimaculatus (two-spotted cricket), 3395 nucleotides long. The record is from the annotation of a GenBank genome assembly. Lineage: Eukaryota; Metazoa; Arthropoda; Insecta; Orthoptera; Gryllidae.